CUCUUCUUGUGCAGCCCCGGCAGCCCUGCCUUCUUGGCUGGAGAGUAUAUUCAGGGAUUUCCCCUUAAUAAUCACCGACCCUGGGAGCACUUUUUAGUUUCCAAAAUAAAAAUAUGAUCCUCACCCCUCUUGUUUGACAGAGAAAGGCUCUCGCUGGAGCCCAGGGGGGUGCAGUAGCAGCUGCAGCCGAGCUUCCUAGUCCAUUGCCAGCGCCUCUCACUCUGAUCUGUCAGCCCAGCGGAGGGAAAAGGGGGGAAGGAGGAAAAAAAAAAAAGCAGCUGAAAGACAAUCUGCUUCAUCUUGAUUCUGCAGCAUUCCAAACUGUGGUAUCCUUGGGGUUCUCUUAACAUUGCUAUGGUGCAGAAGAUUUAAAAUCAGCUGAUGUUCACAAGGAACAGAGUCACGUGAUGUAUGAAGGGAAACAUAUACACUUCUCUGAGGUUGACAAUAAGCCCUUGUGCUCAUAUAGCCCCAAACUGUGCAAGCAGCGGCGACUCAACGGCUACGCUUUUUGUAUCAGACACGUUCUGGAGGACAAGACUGCCCCCUUCAAGCAAUGUGAAUAUGUGGCCAAGUAUAACAGCCAGCGCUGCACCAACCCCAUCCCUAAAUCAGAGGAUCGCAGGUACUGCAAUAGCCACUUGCAGGUACUUGGCUUUAUCCCGAAAAAAGAGAGGAAGAAAAAGAAUGAUCCUAUAGAUGAGGUGAAGGUCAGGCACCAGGUGGAUACCAUGGCCUUUAGCCUGGCAGUGCCCACGGUGGCCUUGAAGAUGCCUAAUGGACUGGACGGAAUGUCCCUCUCUCCACCUGGGGCAAGGGUUCCACUCCACUACCUGGAAACUGAAUUGGAAGACCCUUUUGCUUUCAACGAGGAAGACGACGACCUAAAGAAAGGGGCAACUGUGAAAAAGAAGUUGCAGAGCAAAUUGGCCCAGAAUCGGCAGCGCCAGAGAGAGACAGAGAUUUUAAAAGUUCGCCAAGAGCACUUUAGUCCCCCUCCUGCACCUUCACAGCCACAGACUCCGCAGCAGCACUCCCACCUGUCACCUUUAUCCACUUCUUUAAAACCUCCAGCGCCACCGCAGGGUUCAGUCUGCAAGUCACCUCAACCUCAGAACACCAGCCUACCAAUGCAGGGAGUGGCACCCACCACACACACUAUAGCACAAACAAAGCAGUUGUCUCAGAAGAGGCCUCUGCCCCACCUGCCAUCCAGUAGGGCUCCUGUCUCGGACCCACCCAGGACUGACCGGGUCCUUAUGAAAGCCACAGCCUUCUCUCCACACUUCUCUUGUAUAAGUCGACUGCAGAGACUGGUGAAACUGUGUACCCAAAAACAUCAGCUGGACACUGAUCUGUUUCCCCACUUAGGGUUGGACUGGUCUGAAGAGAGUGGAGAGGAACUGGAGGACUCAGAGCAGGCCUCACCAUACCAGGUUGCAUGGUCCAUCCGAGAAACCCUCAGAUAUGAAAGACACACGUCAGAUGAUGAUGAUGCGGAGAGUAGGAGCUCCAGGGUGACCCAGCUUUGCACUUACUUUCAGCAGAAAUACAAGCACCUCUGCCGCCUGGAGCGGGCAGAAUCUCGUCAAAAGAAAUGCCGCCAUACGUUUAGGAAAGCUUUGCUGCAGGCGGCCAGCAGAGAGCCAGAAUACGCCGGGCAGCUGAUGCAAGAGCUGAGAAGGGCUGCAGUCGGUCAAACCAGCAUAAGCCGGACCAAGCUGAGGGAGGCGGAUGCAGCACCAUGCAGUGGGACUGUGAAGGGUGGGCAGUGCACUAACAAAGCCCUUCCAUUCACCAGACAUUGUUUCCAGCAUAUCCUCUCGAACCGCUCUCAGCAACUUUUCUCAAGUUGCACAGCCAAGUUUGCAGAUGGACAGCAGUGCUCCGUGCCAGUGUUUGACAUCACACACCAGACACCUCUGUGUGAAGAACAUGCCAAAAAAAUGGAUAAUUUCUUGAGAGGAGAUAACUCCCGUAAGGUUCAGCACCAGCAGCAGAGGAAACCCAGGAAAAAAACCAAGCCUCCUGCACUUACCAAAAAACACAAGAAGAAGAGACGGCGUGGACCUCGUCGACCCCAAAAACCCAUUCCCCCUGCAGUCCCCCAAGGGAACCUCAGCAUGCCCACCAGCGUCUCACUGCCAGUGGAGACCUCUCAGAUCCGGAGCCCGUCCACGCCAGAGCUGAGUGCUGAUGAGUUGCCGGAUGACAUUGCCAAUGAGAUCACUGACAUUCCACAUGACUUGGAAUUGAACCAGGAGGACUUUUCAGAUGUCCUGCCACGGCUACCUGAUGACUUACAAGAUUUUGAUUUUUUUGAAGGAAAGAAUGGAGACCUCCUCCCGACUACCGAAGAGGCCGAGGAGCUUGAACGGGCCUUGCAGGCUGUAACUUCUCUCGAGUGCCUGAGUACCAUUGGGGUCCUUGCCCAGUCAGACGGUGUGCCAGUCCAGGAGUUGUCAGAUAGAGGAAUAGGGGUGUUCUCCACAGGUACUGGAGCUUCAGGAAUUCAGUCCUUGAGCCGAGAAGUAAAUACGGACUUAGGGGAGCUCUUAAAUGGGCGUAUAGUACAUGAUAAUUUUUCUAGUCUAGAGCUGGAUGAGAAUCUCCUCCGUUCUGCUACAUUGUCUAACCCACCUACACCCCUGGCAGGGCAGAUCCAGGGGCAGUUCUCCGCCCCAGCCAACGUUGGCCUUACUUCUGCCACUCUGAUCAGCCAGAGUGCACUUGGGGAGAGAGCCUUCCCAGGACAGUUUCAUGGACUUCAUGAUGGCAGCCAUGCCUCCCAGAGGCCACAUCCUGCCCAGCUGCUGAGCAAGGCAGAUGACCUAAUCACCUCACGACAGCAAUACAGCAGUGAUCAUUCACACUCCUCGCCCCAUGGAAGCCAUUAUGAUAGUGAGCACAUGCCGUCUCCCUACAGUGACCAUAUCACCUCUCCCCACACAACAUCUUACUCUGGUGAUAAUAUGGCAGCUACCUUUUCAGCAGACAUGCCCAUCAUGGCACAGCACUUGCUCCCAACCCAGCUCGAGGUGCCACUUGGAGGAGUGGUCAACCCCAGAACUCACUGGGGUAAUCUCCCUGUCAACCUUGGAGAUCCCUCUCCAUUUAGCAGCCUUCUCAGCGCAGAUGGACAUCUUCUUUCCACUUCCCUCUCCACACCACCCACCACUUCGAACUCAGAGACCACACAGCCUGCCUUCGCCACCGUGACCCCCAGCAGCUCCAGCGUGCUUCCGGGGUUACCGCAGACCAGCUUCAGUGGCAUGGGGCCUUCUGCUGAACUAAUGGCUUCCACCUCUCCCAAGCAGCAGCUCCCUCAGUUCAGCGCAGCCUUCGGCCACCAGCUGAGUUCUCACAGUGGCAUUCCUAAGGACCUGCAGCCCAGCCACAGCUCUAUAGCCCCUCCUACAGGCUUCUCGGUAACAGGUGCCACAGCUACAAGUACCAAUAAUGCGUCUCCUCCCUUCCCCUCCCCUAACUGAGUGUGUCUGUGUGUUUGCAGGCAAGUGGGGAGCCCGGUGUUCUCUAUUUUUGUUUCCUCCUUAGCACUCCUCUCCCCUUUUCCUAAAGAAGAUUUAAAAACUAAUAGAUGGGGAUUAGAGGGGCACCCCAUUCCCAGUCCAACAAGUGGCCCUGCAGUGGACCUUGCUCCAGUGUUCACAUGUGCUCCUCAGCACCGGUGCUCAUUCCCUCCUGGCAGGUCCACUCGGCUGCAGUGGUUUCCCUAGCAGUUCAGCACAGUGACUGGAUAGGAUGGAUUUUUAGUAGCAAGUCCUAGAAGUGGAAGAUACCUCAGAUUACCAGUGCCCUUUAUAUGUCCUAGUUUUCAGAUCAAUGCUUUCCAUUCUUUUGCCAGGUUUUUCAUAGGUGGUUCUAGAUAGAAUGCAUCCUAUUAACUGAGUUCCAGUGUAAGAGAUGGCAAAUGAUGUGUUGCAGGUCAAGGCUCUGAUUUAGCACCAACUGCUGAAUGUCACAGUAAGGUCAGGAUUUCAUUCCUAAUUGUGAUCAUGUUUAACUAAAAGAAAAAAAAAUUGUCUUUUGACUGCCUGUGAGUGUGCGUGUGCUCACAUGUGUGUUUUUGUGCAGUGCAGGAAGCAGCUGUCCCAUUGGUUUUUUAUUUUUUUCCUCCCCGUAAUGAGUGUAAGGCUCUUCUCUCCUUUUCUGCUUCUCACAAACCUAUUAAGAUUGGUCAUUCUUUUCCACUGAGUUAACUCAUUUCCUGGGUAGGGAAGGUGGUGGCCUGGUCCUGUGAAUAACACAACCUUUUUCUGCUAAAAGUUACCCCAAGAAGAAACAGAACAUGAAAAGCUGGAUUCACAUCAGUGAUGUGGGGAUGUCAAGAGAAGCUUACCUGGAUUGAUUGCAGGCUUGCCGAGGUUCAGGGCCUGACAAUCGCUUUGUCUCUUCAGACGUGUUUGUUUCUAAAUUCCUCUCUAAUGGAAUACAUUUAUUUGCAAGAUAUAAUUAAAGAAGGUAUUUUGAUGUGAAAAAGCAGGAUAGGUCAGAUAGAUUUGAAAAGAUGAGAUCUGUGGACUUGAUUCAUCUUUUGCUUUUGAAUUUUUCAUGUUUACAGCAGUGAUUCUUUGGUAAGAUUUGUAAAAUGUUGAAGACAUUUGUAGAAUCAGUGUACCAGUUGUGAAGUGCUAUGUAAUAUCUGAAAGAUAUACAUUUUAAAGUUUCUUUCAAAACAGAAUAUGGAAUUUAGAUAUCAAUUUUAUCCACCCUUUGGUACUUUUAAAAUAAUUUAAGUACUUAGAUUAAGUAAAUUUGGAAAUAGUUUUGGGAAUUUUUUUUAAAUGCCAAGAUUUUAAGGUUAAAAAUCAUGUUAGGUAGGUUAGUAAGUUGGUAAUUAUGAAGUGAAUAUGUGGGGUCUCUUCUUGCCUGCUUUUUUUUCCCCCAGAGAAGGGGUAGGACUAGAUUUUAAAGGCAUCUCUGCUCUGCUUUUGCUGAGAAGUUUCACUGUCCCUGGAGAUACCUACCAUUGGCAGUUUAUACCUGAGUUUAAUUUAAUUUACAUAUCUAUUUUAAAAGUUAAAUAGAAACAACAUAUCUAUUAAUGAUAUGGUUCAAUAAUUCAUUUGUCAGGGAAUAUUUGAUCGUAAUUCCUUUCUAAUAGGCAAAGAUUUGGAUGUAUUUUCCUACUUCCUGUAUGUAAUCUCUUUAGGCCAUGCUAGUUCUAACCAGUACCUUUUUGUAAAAGCUUUUCUUUCUCUGCUGUUUAAAGGAAUGAUGGUGAUCAGCAGGCAUUAUGCAGAUACCACGUGCCUGAGAUUGUAGAGGGGAAAUGUCACAUGACUGUAUGAAAUCAUUAUAUGCCCUAUUUUGUAUUUAUUGAAGUUUCUUUUUGUUGGCCAAAAAUAAUGUUUGUAAUAUAUUUAGUUUUUUUUUAAAUCAUGAUAAUUGAUUGGAAGAUUUAUUUUUAAUAGCUUUGUCUUUUUUGCAGAUUAAGAAAUUUCUAAAUUAUGUCACAAAGCAAAAUUAUAUUUGGUACCAUCAUAAAUUUCUAUUCUGAAUGGUGAGAAUAGAUAAUUUGAUUAUUUCUCACCUGUGAACCUAUGUUAGUAAGCUUUUUUAUGUUAAUGUACUGUAAUGAAAUGAUUAUGAGUAGUUACCUCUGCUCAAAAGUGUCAUUUAGUUUGCUAAAGUCUUUUCACAACCCGCUAUAAUUGUCGCUAGAUAACUGUCCAUUCCCAGCAAUUCAGUUUAGUCUCUGUUGUGUACUGAUUAGAGGUUGUAGGAGAGCGGCACAAUGAUUUCCUCAUCAGCCUUUAUUUGACAGCAAAGGGAAAGUCGUGGGUAGUCGAUCUGUGCUUUUUCUGGCUAUUUAUCCCUUAUGUUAGCUGCUUAAAAUUCUCCAGUUAUCAAAACUGAGAUUGCAGUAAGUUGCACAUUUUAUUGUUUGCAAUUUUCUGUUCUAUGUGCAUUUAAAAGCAGACCUUCUCUGCUUUCGAGUAAGGAGGCAUGAAAUGAUCAGGAAUGUUGCCAGUUACAGCUUCACACCAAAAACUUUGAGUUAAUACAUUUUUGUUUAGAUGCCCAUGAUGAUAGCCGAGGAAGGAGCACUCUUACAAAGUACCUGUGUAGGGUUGAAGAAUUAGCAAAACCAAACCUUUCCUCUCAUUUUGUUUACUUCAGAACAAAUGAACAAGCUUGCAGUUUGCUUUGCUCUUGCUGUUUCUUGUGAGUCCCUUUUUGGAAGAGAGAAGAACGUGUAUAAGUCCAGAGAUAAUCUGUUAUGUUUUUCUUCUAGCUAAUGGAGCAAUUCUAGUCUAUUAGUAGUAGGUUUGCUAUUGAUAUGUGAAGAAAGGAAUGAAGUGUCUUUUACUCCAAAAAUAUGAAAAUUGGUAUCUUUUAAAAUAGCACUUAUGCUAUAAUAAGGCAAUACUGGAAUCAAAAAUAGAUCUUACAAAAGGUCCUAAUUAGGUGGAAACUAGCUGUUAUUCUAGUGUUAAACUCAUGAGAAAUAGUGGCAAAGAAGGUUCACUCUGUUUCUGCAGUUCUUUGGGACCAUUUAUAAAGGCCAGUUAGAUUGUGUUACUGUGAUUUAAUUUAUGAGGUUGCUGCAGUUAAUGGAUACAUUCUGUGCUCUGAGAAUCUGAAUUCCAUUCAAUGUAUGAUACUCACUGGCAGUGAUCUGUAGCAUCUAAAGAAAAGAUGGGCUUUCUCUCCUUUACUUUCUCUACAUAAUUAUUAAUAUUGUUUUAAUAAAGUACUAAGACAUUGGUUUUUUUUUCUCUGUAAAAAUGGCUUAGCAAUUUGCACAUGUGGGUAGGUUAUGUAGUUAGUAAACAUUCAUGAUAGUAGCAAUUAUACUUAACCCACCAAGUGACAGACUAUGCAAUGGAAAAAUUUUUUAAUUAUCGUCGCAUAGCUUGUACAGCAAAGGAUUAUUUUCUCUAGUAACCUACUAUGUGUGAUAUAACUGCUUUAUAAAUGAUCUCCUGAGUGAUCUCAUGUUGGCAGGCAGUGUGGUGUGUCUAGUGUCUCUCUAUGAGAUUAUAACUUAAGAAGACACAAAUAGUAGGAAUGGAGAUCAAGUUGAAAAAUACGGUUGUUUUCUCCUUCAAAUUGGUAUUACUGUCUUUAGUGGCUUAAGGCUAAAGAAAGUUAAUACUUUAUUUUUGCCAAAUAAUUAUUUAUAAGAUUUAUUUUUUAACUAAGCUCAAUCUCUUUCAAAUGAAAGUUAAGAAUCUCCAUUUUCUGUGACUAACACUAGCUUUUCCUUAUCAGUUGUUCUCAGUCCACAAUCACGAUCCACAGUGGCAAAGACAAUUCUUCGAUUAGGAAGGAAACUAUGCUUGCGAUGUUUGCAGGUUCCCUGUCUAUACGGUUUUCUUCUUAUGUGAAAGAGUUUGUAUUUCUAUUGCCCCUGCAUCAUCCUGUCUUCAUAAAUCGGCAUUGGAAUUGGAGGACAUGUGGGUAAUACAUCAGUGCAGCCCUCCUGUGCCUUUGCACCACAGGGUUGGUGCUCGGGGUGGUUAGGCCUCAUCCACAGUUUGUGAGGCAACUGCCUUUGCUGAGUUAGUUGAAAAGGUGGUUUGGGCUUGGUAUUCCAAAAAGAUGAGGACAUUAACACUAAACUAAUUAAUAGGUCUGACAUCCAUUAAAAAUUAUUCUUGGGUCUCUAGUUUUCGUUUCUUCAUCUUCCUAUUUAGCCUUUUAAAAUUCUGUUAAAUUCUAUUAUUAAUCUGGUAUAUAUAAAAUAAUAUAUCAGUCUUCUAAAUGGUUAACAGAACUCUCCAGUUUAAUGAGGCAAUUUAGAGGAUUCCUUAAAAGAAAAUGUGGUCACACUGAAUAGUCUUCAUUUAUAUCUCUUUAUCACCAAUGUCUGCAUCAUUCCAAGAACUUUUUCCUGAUAAUAUGUCCUGGGUUAUAUAUUUUCAUAUAUAUAUUCUUUCAUGAACAGAUUUUCCCCUCCUCCCAAAGUAACAGUCUUCAUUGGCAUCCUACAGAAAAAGUAAGACAAUGUAAUUUUUUUUAAUUCUUGUUUUUUCAUUUUUUGUUUCUUUUUACUUGCUUUUUUGUUGUUGUUGUUGUUGUUUUUUAGACAGGAGUCUCACUUUGUCACCGUGGGUAGAGUGCUGUGGCAUCACAGUUCACAGCAACCUCAAAACUCUUGGGCUCAAACUAUUCUCUUGCCUCAGCCUCUAGAGAACCUGGAACUACAGGUGACUGCCACAAAGCCUGGCUGUUUUUAGAGGUGGGGUCUCCCUCAUACUCAGGCUGGUCUCCAACUCCUGAGCUCGAGCAAUCCACCAGCUGUGGCCUCCCAGGGUGCUAGGAUUACAGACGAGAGCCAUCAUACUUGGCCUUUUUAUUUUUUUGAGACAUAGUCUCUGUUGCCCAGGCUAGAGUGCCGUGUCAUCAGCCUAGUUCAUCACAGCGUCAAACUCUCCUGGGUUCAAGCAAUCUUCCUGCCUCAGCCUCCUGAGUAGCUGGGACUACAGGAACCCACCUCAAUGCCCGACUACUUUUUCUAUUUUUAGUAGAGACAGGGUCUUCCUCUUGUCCAGGCUGGUCUCAAAUUCCUGAGCUCAAGCAGCCCCUGCCUUGGCCUUCCAAAGUGUUAAGAUGACAGGUGUGAACCACUAUACCCAGCCCAAUUUAACCGUUUCUUAACAUCUUGAUCUUUAUAAGCUUUCUUAUUGUUCUGGAAGGAGCCAAAAUCAUGUUAGGAGAUUAAAAUAGCUACUAAAUAUUGUCUUUCAGAAAAACAAUUGUAAUAAAAUACCAGUGAAGAAACAUAUUUGGAUAUUUGUUAAACAUUUUCCCCUGACCAGUAAGUUAGGAAAGAAAACAUAAAUGAAUAAUUAUGUCUCUUCUAAUAAGCAGCGUCAUUCAUGCUACAGUUGUAGGCCAGCGUUAGAGAGCCUUAUUUCUAAAUGGCAGAAAUUCUUUCUCCUCUCCAGCUCGUGUGUUUUGUUAGCUUCCCUCUGUCUGCACUGGGGCGCAGAGCUAAUACAAGGAAACGCGGCAUUGCAGAGAGAGGAAGAGCAAAUUUGGUGUAACUUUCUUUACCCAGUGUUCUUGGAUAUUGGAAUUUUGGGCUAGCGUGAAAAGCAGAGUUUUGGUGACCUAAAGUUGAGUCUAAUAAAUGAUUUUAUGAGAGGAAAAUCUGUUUAACUCUCAGCUCUGUAGGGCAGCUUUUCUUCCUCUCUGCCACCUGCUUGCCUCUGCCCACCCCAGUGCUGAAGCAUGCACAUGUACGCACGUGAUCUGUACUGACCCUGGCUGGAGAGUAAUAGAAUCCUCUUCUUUCACUUUUUUGUUUGUUUGUUUGUUCGUUUUGUUUUAAGCUGGGGACCACUGAAGUAAACUCUAUAUGUACCCAAAGUUCCCUUGGAAAAAUUUUCAACAUGCAGUGCAGAAGGCUCCAAUGCAGCUAAAUGCCACACCAUUGCGUUUACUUGGGGAAUAGACUGAUUUGCCCUGAAAUGACUCCAGCCUGCAUCGUUAAGGUACAGUUGGCUUCAACGGAUAUUAGUGCUGAAAUGAUGGGAAGUUUGACACUUGCUGAUAUUGUCUUCAUCUGUUUGGAAGGGUUGAAUCUGUUCCUCUCAACAGUGAUAGUUCUUUUUCACUGUAUAGUAUUGAGUAUGUCUCAGGGAUUCCUUGUGGAAAUUAGGGCAGUUUUUAAAAUAAGAAAAUAGUUUUCAAAGCAACUCAAGGUGACUCAUCAUUGAAGAGAGCUCAAGAAAGAAAACAUUCAGUUCUGUAGCCCGCAGUGUCUUGCAUAGGACUCUUCCCUUUCUCCUGCAGGCUCUCAUCUCAGCUUCAGCAAACAACCCUUUCCCAUCACGCACAGCUUUAAAACUUUUAUUUAAAAAUUUCCUUCCCCAAUGAGCUUUCAGAAACUUAUUGUAGAUUUUAAGAGAAAAGGUAUAUUAAUUUAUGCUAUUAACAUCACCUCAUAAAUUAUAAGUUUUAUACUAAAGCUGUAUUGAGUGUAAUGAAUUAUGUUGCCUAUGUGUUUAAUAGCUAAAUAAUUAUAUAUGAGCGCUUUUUUUUUGUGACAAAACAAACUAGUGAAGCACCUUUUUACACUGGAUCUCUGCCGUGUCAAGGUGUAUAGCUAUCCUUUGCUACCUUGCAGAUAUAUAAAAUAAAAAGGUAUCCUGGGGCGUCAAAAUGUAGAACACCUUUAGACCAUUUAUUACUGCUCGUAGAACUGUUGAGAAUCAAGUUCUUCAGUAAAUGAUCUGUGGUUUACACUUAAGAUGGCUAGAAGCUUAGUUACAGGGUAAAUAGAAAUACAUAGAUCAAGUAAACUCCAACUACUGUAGCUGGAAUUUGUAAACUAAGUUUUUAAGACCUCUUUUAUUUCCUAUGGAUUUAUUCUUUAAUUUACAGUUUAUUCUGUAAGUUGGGAAGUAAAAUAGAGAAAAUAAUAAAUCUAGAUGUUCUCAGUGUCUUAUUCAGGAACUUUUUAAUCCCUCCUCACUAAGGAAUUCCCACUGUGACUUAAAAAAAUAGAAUUAAAUUACUUGUGUGCAUGUAUUUGUCUGUAUUUUUACACACAUGCAAAAAUAUACAUUGGGGGCACGUGUGUGAGAGAUACGAAUGUGUGCUUAUGUAAAAAUAGAGAAAGGUAACCGAAUGUAUUGUAGAAAUAUCAUUUAUUUAGCUGAGGGUAUUGGAGUUACUUUCUCAUUGUCUCUGUUGUGUAAAAUACACCAAAUUCUUCGUUAUAUUAUGUUAAAAGGCUAGUUCUGAUAUCAUGUACAUUUUAUAUUAACCUUUCAAUUAAUUUAUAUUAUGCUAUUUUUUUAAAUUACAUGAGAAACAGUAGGCUCUUAGACGAGCCUGUCCCUUUUGAGCAUAAAUAUAAGAGAUGUAGACCCAACUGGAGCUGUGUUGAUUGUGGUGAUGGGACCAGAGCGCUGUUGAACCUUUUUAAUGUUAAUGAUAGAUUUCUUAAUAUUUUGAAUAAGAAAAUAUCGUUGAUCAUCUUCUGGUGAAGUUAAGAAAAUUAUAGGCCUUUUAUAAAAAACUUUUUGAAGGGGCUGCUUUGUUGAAGGAGUUGGUAAGAUCAUUUCACCGUGCAUAUUUCAAAGCUGGAGUGUUUUCAAUUAUUUACACAUUUUUUUAAAAAUUGCUCAGUUGUGCUAUUAUUUAUGAAGUUAGAGUGCUCCUGGCCCCAUAUUUUGGAUGUAGGAAAAAUCAUCCUACCAUUGACUUUUACCUGAUUUGUAUGGAAUUAAAAAAAAAAUUCAUUCUUUAUAUAUUAAGUUGUCAUUUUGCUAUAUGUUCAUUUCUGGAAUAUCUGGUGGUCUCACAUAGUCAAAACUAGAGUUGUUAUUAAGUGCUCCAAUUACAUUUAUUUUUAAUAUAAAAUAAUCAUGUACUUUGAAAUAUGUCAGAACAACUUCUGAUAAUAUACCUGAAUUUGUAGUUGUCUUUGAAGCCUCAUUUACUUCAUCUUACAUAUAGUGAAAACCUCAGAAAGCUUUAUAUCUUGUUCUUUUUUAGUUGUAUUUUUUGCAGCAUCUCCCAGUUUCAUUCACUUUUGCUUUUGGAUUAAAAAUAAAUUUGCAUAUUUCUUGUACAUAUGCAUGCAAAUGAAAGAAGGGAGUUUGUAUUGGUGCCAUUUCUCCCUUCAGUUGAUGGUUAAUGGGAUUUGCUAGAAUAAAUUCCCCCCUGAUUGAAGGGUGAAAACAGACCCUUUUGUGUAUAUCUGUACAGAGAUCUGUAUAUGGGAUGUGGUGGCACUUUGCUGAAUGUGAACUUGCCUUGUCAAUGGAAAGAUUGAAAAGUAUUAUGUUUAUUUAUACAUUUGUAUAAAUCUAUAUAUACACGUAUGUAUAUGUGUGUGUAUAGAUAAAGCUAUAUACAUUUAUUUCCCUAAAAAAUGUGUGUGUAUAAUAGGUAAACAGCCUUUGUUAAGCAAGAUUGUCUAUGGAAAAUUCUGGAUUAUUCUGUAAACCCAGAGGAGGUGACAGUCUAGUGUACAUGAUCAGAGCAUAGUACAGUGGACGUCCUUUGAUUAUAGUUUUGUUCAUGGUUGUACCUGUCUGAACUGUUCCUACUUGCCAGUUCCACCGUCUUCCAUCUUCACAGCUUCUACUAGUCAAUCUCAUCAUUUAAAAAACAAAAAAGACCUGCACAUUAGUGUGUUUUUUUUCCCCCUUAUGUCCUUUCUAGCCAGAAAUACUUGGCUUAAGGAUAUUUCAUUAACUUCUCUGUUGUUUCUCUUAAAUAUCUGUAUCUCUGAAAUUUUCCCAGAAGAUAAAAGUUUUGGUAGUAUUUUCUAAAAUAAUCUUGAGAUCUGGGCAUUAAUUUUUGUCUCAAAAACAAACAAAAAUCCAACUUUCAAAUAAAACUGCUUUAAAAGUUUUUUACCUUAAUAACUUGGAGAUAUUUUACUUAAAUUGAAAAAGAGCGUAAUUUUUUUUCCUGACACACCCCCCCAACCAGGUGAUGGUGAUAAUUAUGGUUUUAUGAUUGAUACUGUGUUAGGUUUACUUGUGUAUUUAUUGUCAUUAAUUUGUCAUUUAAACAUUUUGGGUUGCUUUGUGGUUCAAUCAAAAAUUUACUAUUUACAUUUUAAUGGAAAUCAUACAAAGUCACAUGCAAGCCUCUUGAAUUCUGUAACUAACUCAUUUUACUCAUGAAGAAACCGCUUUGAUGAAUUCUUAUGUGAUGAAUUCUGCUAUAUUUCCUUUUGACUUCCACAGUUGUGACAUUCUGUUUUACCUUUGCUGCAACUCUCUAGAAAACUUGCAUUCCUAUAUAUUGUGCCUUUAAAACUCUUAUGCACACACAGACAAAAGUGUAUAUAUACAUGUUGGAGCAUGUGUACAUAUACUCCGUAUGUACUCGCACAGUAUGUCUCUGGUAUAUAUUGUGGGAGUAGAUAUAUAGAUAUUCAAAGGCAAUGAGAUAUUGCUCUCUAGAUAUAUAUGUAUAUAAACACUGUUGAUAGAGCUGUAUAUACACAUGUAUAUGUAUGAGUUUUAAAUGGCAAUCUUUUACAUUUAGCAAAAUGCUGCCCCUACUGGAAUAUUGCCACUGCAAUGGCAGUUGUAAGUAAGGAUUUAAAAUACGUUAUCAAAAGUUAUUUAAAGAACAUUUAAAAGUCUCAUCUAAAGACAUCCACAAGUUAUUUAUUACCUUUUUCUUUUAUUGCUGUUUUUUUUAACUGAUAGGAUGACUGUCAUUUUAAAAUGCCAUCUGUCCCGUGAGGGUAAGAAAAAGCUGGAGACCCACUUGAGGAACUGUAUGCAUUUUUCCUUCUGAAAUAGAGAUAUACUGUAAACCAGCCUGUUCGUUUCAGUUAUAAAGGGAUCCUAAUAUUUCCAUUAGGAUUUGUCAUCCACCGUCUCCUAGAUCAACAUAAUUCACCAACUUGCCUCUUCCUUUCAUUAAUAAAUAAUGAUCAUUGAGAUCAUUUUGCCUGGGGGAAGUUAACCACUCUCUUGCUGCAGGGAAGUAUCACCUAAUUGUUAUUCUGCCUUGUUGGAAAUUCAACUUUAAAGAAGGCAGCUCUCUCAUGAAGUUGUCUUAAGCAUGUUUUGGAUUUAUUUAAAGAUCUUCCCAGACUUUUUUUUUUUUAAAGAACUCUAAGUUGCAUGUAUUUGACAUACAUUUAAUUCUUAUUCCCCAAAGCUUCAGGUAUUUUUCAUUAGUAUAUAAUAACUUUCACACACUGAAUGCAAGAUCAUUAUGGAAAAAAUUGUUAUAUUUUGUGAUGAGUUUCAGCAGAUUACAUCUCUCAAAAAUCUGCAGAGAGAGAAAGGUUGAUGGACAAUCCUGAAUAGUUAAAAUGUCACUAAAAACUGGAGUCAGAGCACCCUGAAGACUGAGAGAGGUUGGGGUUUGAAUGAUUUUGCGUAACAGCUUAGCUGGAACUUGAUAUCAGAAGCAGCCUUUAACAAAAACCUCUUGGCAAUUGUAUGUUACUAACGACUGGAGUACUGAAGUGUAAGUUGAAUCAAAGUUGCAGUGGGAAAUCAAAGGUGAGGUAGCUUAUUUGAAACCCAUAAGUGACAGGUUGGACAGUUUAAAAAUCCCUUCUAACAAAGUAACUGCACGGUAGCAAGGACUAGCAGUUCUCAAAGCCCUUCUUUUUCAGUGUUCUCAUUCACCUUGGCACACAAGUAUGUUUAACAGGCCAUACAUAAAAAAUAUUUACAAAAAGGAAGAGCUGCUUAAAGGGAACUUACAAACUGAGAAUCUCUCCUCUGUAUUUGUGUUAAUCGUGGCUGCAGGCUUAGUUGUAUGCACAAAAGCUAGGAGCCACUUGUGUCUGCACAGACCGUAGGAGCAAGACGAGGAGAUGUAAGGCUUUGAUAAGAGCCCCCCUUAGGACAAAAAGGCCCGUCUGUGGCCUUGUUGCUGGGGGAGACCACAUUCUGGGAGGUGAUGGACUGUUGGUUUGUAAUUUCCCUUUAAACAAGAAGAGAUGGUUCACAUUUUCCAUAUAUCUCUCAAUGAAUGUACUGUAUUACUGUUUUAAAAAUUUGAUGAAAUAAUAAUGAAAUGGUCUCCUUUUGUUAUCUGGUUCUUGUUUAAUUUGUUUAAGGGUUUUUGUAUACAAAAGUUUACAUUUUUAUGUAUAUUUUUCUUGUGUAAAAACUGAUGUAAUAUGUGUAUAAAACUGUAUGUAUUAUCUGUAUAUAGUGUGACAAAAUGAUUUUCCUUUCUUUUGGAUGUAUUAAUAAAUCUUGCUGUGAAGUA
Messenger RNA from Nycticebus coucang (slow loris), 14685 nucleotides. RefSeq names its product INO80 complex subunit D (gene INO80D). The record is from RefSeq and is a predicted model, not a curated record. Lineage: Eukaryota; Metazoa; Chordata; Mammalia; Primates; Lorisidae. Gene Ontology annotation, cellular component: nucleus. Bases 408 to 3491 code for a protein of 1027 amino acids. The transcript is spliced from 11 exons.